AUGGCGUGCGAUACAAAGGCAUACGGUCUUUACGAGCUGAUUUUCAAGAGACUUCCCGACGAUGAGAAGUACACGAUGGAGGAUCUACAAAAGUACAAGAGUAUACUUCUGGCAACAAAUAUGUACAAGCGCAAUUACAACGUGAAAGGUCAAAAACUUGGUACUAAGGGGUACAAGUACAACCAUAUAAUCACACCGUUAGUGUCGGACGAAGGAAUAAAGACCCGGUCCAAGACGAAAUCUGGAAAAGGAUUACCUCGCGCUAUGACGCUAAACAACAAUGCGAGUGAUUACGUGCACUGGGAUGAUCCCAAUGAACUUGUGGACAGCUUACGAUUGCUCGACGCUUCGCGCCGAGACGGUCACAACGCGCAUGACAACGAGAUGCUGUCCAUUAUCGAGGAACUUCGUUUACCCAAGACGAUAUUCGAGAAGGGUGAUACGCCAAAUUGGACCACCGAAGUGUUUAAGAUCGUUACAGUACAACGCACCAAUCCCGUAACAUAUCUACUCGAGGAUUAUCACGGAGAACUCGUCGCAGGGACGUUCUACGAGUACGAGUUGCAUCGCGCCACUAACCCAGAUGUGUAUCUUGUGAAAAAGGUACUGCGCAGGAAGGGUGACAAGGUUUAUGUGAAAUGGAGCUCCAGGUUGGCUCUGACGGCGGAAGAUGGUCCUCAGGAACGAUUGGAGUUUCUGGCUCGCUAUCCUGCGGUAGCAAAGAUUGCUGGAGAGUUUGAGAUUUCGCAUCUGAAGAGGCUUCAGGAGGCAACCGCGGAUUUUGAUACGGAGGAUGAAGUGCGGACCCAGUUCGAUAAAAUCCAUUAUAAGAUAAAGGCCAAGUACUUCGCGCUCACCAGUGUAAAACUGCCCAAGAUAGCGUUGCCCGUCUUCUCGGGGGACGCGUCUUUUUGGCCGUCAUUCAUCGCGUUGUACAACACUUUGAUACACCACAAUGGGCAGCUGGCGAACAUUGCAAAAUAUCAAUACUUGUUGGCCUCGUUAUUGGGAGAAGCGCUUCAGGUGAUAAAGAACGUGAAAUUCGACCCGGACCACUAUUCCAUCGCCUACGAUUUAUUGAUUGAACGAUAUCAGAACAAGCGGAGGUUGUCCACGAAUUAUUGGCAUUCCCUGGUACAUGCUAAGCCACUGAAGACGGAUUCAGCAAAGGCGUUGCGCCAACUGUUGGAUACAUUCAACGCAAAUACUCGGGCGCUGCAGAUGAUGGAGUUCCCGGUCGAUUCUUGGGAUUUCGUCUUGUUCAAUACGCUAUUGGACAAGCUCACCCCAUCUCUCCAGGAGAAGUUCGAGGCGGAGCAUCGAAAAACAGAGAUUCCCAAAUAUGCUCAACUUACGGCAUUCCUUGGCGAAUAUAUUAAGGUUUUUGCAUCAAUGACUGAGAGGAUGGGAUCCAUAACUGGACAUCCCUCGAAGUCAAAGGCCUUGGCAUCCUCCUUCGUGGCGAGCGUGGAUUCCUGUCCAGUCUGUGGAGAAUCACAUCUCGCGGCGAAGUGUUCUCGUUUUUUUAAACUGCCUCCUAAGGAGAGGCACUCAACUGCCAAGAAGCUAAAGAUGUGCUUCAACUGCUUGCGUCUCGGUCAUGGGCUUGGAGGGUGUACAUCGACGUGGACUUACCGGGAGUGCGGAGCCAAGCAUCACACGCUGUUGCAUCUUCCGGUUUCGAAAUCUACGGUGACCUCGGCGGUUACCGGCACCUCCUCUGACUCAGUAGCUGAGACGGUUUCUCUCGCACAAGGAGACGAACCUCUCGUUACCACGACGAGUGUUUCUCGGUCGAACUCCAUCGUCCUGUUGUCGACUGUACGGGCCGAGGCUUUGGACGUAAAUGGUGCUCCAUUCUCUGUUCGCAUCUUACUGGAUAGCGCUAAUCAAGCGAAUUUUAUUACCGAGAACUGCAUGCGGAGAGGAGGUUUUAGUCGGACCAAGAAGCACACAGUAAUCAUGGCGGUGAACAAUGCCAGAGCAGCUACCACCCGGGGUAAUGCCUCGUUCGUAAUUCAACCGUGUGGCCAGAGUGAUACUCGUAUUCCCAUUGAGGCUACAAUUCUACCGUGGAUCUCUGCCCAAUUGCCUGGCAGUCACAUUGAGAGCGAGCCUUGGAAUCAUUUGGAUGGGCUCAAGCUUGCCGAUCCGCACUAUCACCAGCCAGGUCCUAUUGAUGUGCUAAUUGGAGCUGAUGUGUUUACGUCCUUACUGCAGGAUGGUCGUCGAGUGGGAGCAAGAGGUGAACCGGAUGCAUUCAACACUAUUUUCGGAUGGGUCCUCCUGGGUUCCGUAUCAUCGCGCGCACCGCGCCCGGUGCAUUCCUUCUUGACUCUUGACACAUCUGAUGACUUCCUCAGUCGAUUUUGGCAGUUGGAAGAAGUUCCUGAUAUCUCUACAAACUCGGAGGAAGACAGGAGAUGCGAGGAAUUAUUUGCGCGAACUACACGUCGUGAAGUCUCAGGGUUUAAGGUUGACUAUCACCAGUUCAUGCAGGAUUAUCUGGAUAAUGGUCACAUGGAAUUGAUAACCCAGCCAUUCCCAACGGACGGAGCUGUUUUCUACUUGCCUCAUCAUGGGGUGUUGAAACUAGAUUGUACAAAGACAAAACUGCGAGUAAUAUUUGACGCGUCGGCCGUGUGCAGCAAUGGGUUGUCGCUUAAUCGAACGCUGUUGGCCGGUCCGAAGCUGCAGGUAGACAUAAUGGCUAUUUUGUUAAGAUUUCGUUUUGGAACAGUGGCACUAUCCGCGGAUGUAAAGCAAAUGUUCCGUCAAGAAUGGCUAGAUCCUAGUCAACGUGACAGAGAAUUCCGCUUUGAAGACAUCGCUUUACGUGGACGACAUAGUGGUGAGCGUGCAUUCGGUGGAGGAAGCCCGGGAGCUUCAGAGACAACUGCAGCAGCUACUCGCAAGUGCAGGUUCGAGUUCAGAAAAUGGAGCAGCAGCCACCCAGCUGUUCUGGGCGAUCUGGAUCCCACCCUUUGUGACCGUUCGCUGCUCUCAUUUGAAUCAGCGGAAGAACAGUUUCUGAAGAUAUUGGGACUUCGCUGGUAUGCCCAAUCAGAUAGCUUCGGUUUCCAGGUCAACCCAUUGAGCAGGGAAUGUACUAAGCGCACGAUUCUCUCGGAAGUGGCGCGAAUAUUCGAUCCAUUAGGCUUCUUGACUCCUCUCACGUUCGCAGCCAAGCGCUUGAUACAAAAGCUAUGGGUAUUGAAGGUCGACUGGGAUGAUCAACCCCCCGCCGAGGUAUGUUUACGUUAG
This is a messenger RNA of Vollenhovia emeryi, 3264 nucleotides long. RefSeq lists its product as uncharacterized. The transcript is spliced from 6 exons. NCBI's taxonomy places the organism in Eukaryota, Metazoa, Arthropoda, Insecta, Hymenoptera, Formicidae. The coding region runs from base 1 to 3264 and encodes 1087 amino acids. The record is from RefSeq and is a predicted model, not a curated record.